Molecule: messenger RNA, 1209 nt
Organism: Mytilus californianus (California mussel)
Lineage: Eukaryota; Metazoa; Mollusca; Bivalvia; Mytilida; Mytilidae
Exons: 5
Coding region: 7-711 (234 amino acids)
Source: RefSeq, a predicted model, not a curated record
CGCGAAAUGGAUGAAAUCGCUAACUUAGAUGAAAGUGACUGGCAAAAGCUGAAAGAUCAAUACAAAUCUGUAUUGAAAGCAAAAUCUGAAAGAUUAAAUGACAAAAAGAAAAAAGAUCUGAUUCAGCUUGAUGUAUGGUUUCAGGAAGAACUGCCAAAGAACAUACAAGGGCGUAAAGAAAAACAUAUCACACAUGAGGAAUUGUGUAAAUUAAUGAAAUGGAAAUUGACGAGAGGAAAAUUUCGACCACGUCUUGAACAAAUGGUGCAAGAAAACUCUGAAGAAGAUGUAAUGAAAGCAAGCAAGAAAGCCUUUAGUUUAUUACCUAAUGUUUCUGAAGCUAUCAAGGCUUUAUCAGUUUUAAAGGCUAUUGGUCCAGCAACUGCUUCAGCUGUUUUAGCAGCAGGUGCCCCUAAACAUGCAGCAUUCAUGGCAGAUGAGAGUAUGCUAGCUCUGCCAGGACUUAAACCUCUUGCAUAUACACCUGCCUUCUAUACCAAGUAUAUGGACCAAGUGAAGGGCAUUGUUAAACAGUUAAACAAAGAGGCUGCAGUGAAGUGGACCCCACAUGAUGUAGAGAUAGCCUUGUGGACCUAUUAUACUUUGAAAACUUUAGAACCAGACAUGCUGAAAUCUGCUAUUAAAAGAAAAGCCGAUACAGAAGAAAAAAGUCCAGUCAACCCAAGAAGAAGAAAAAAAGAAUCUGACUGAUAGAUAACGUCCAUGUUUUUUUUGGAUUGCUGUGACCAGUAACAGUCAUGCAAAUGAUUAGAUUUGAAGACAGUCAGACACAUGUACUAUAAUUUGUAAUCAAAUUGUUGAAAUUGGCCAGGAGCCUUGUUGUAUUCAUUUAUGUUAGUUAGAAGGCAAAAUCAAUGCUGCAGUGAGGAAUGACCAAGCUUUAUAGUAAGUUAGAAUCACACUGACAGAUAGUCAGAUUUACAAAUAUAUUUCCUUGUUUGUGUUAUAUAUCUAACAUUCAGAUAUAAUGAGAAUUAUUCUCUUAACACUGCUCCAGUUAUAUCAUCUAAUGGAUUUAAAAUCAGCUACAUGUACCGGUAUACAAUCUGUUUCAAUUUUACCGGGUAUAUUUAUUUGCAUGAUAUUGGCAUUUGAAAGCAUAAGAUUUGUCAAAUAAAUCUUGCUCAACUAAUUUGGUGAAUUUAUGUUGGUUUUGCUUUGCAUCAGACAUUAAAGACUUAUAUCUUU